AUGAAAACCGCCCUAGUCACCCUCUACUCCUGCCUCGGGUUGGGUGUGCCCGCCCUGGCUGCCCUCAUGGAAAUCAUGUUGAGCAAUUCCACCUCGUGCCAGAUCCGUGGUGGGGAUGACAUUGCGAAUCUUGCCUGUCGGAAUACGUGUAUUGAACAGGGUGGUGGGUGGACUGGAGGGUUCUGUGAUGAUCAGCAGAUCUGUCAUUGUACGUUUGAUAUUUCUACUAGGAAGUAG
Molecule: messenger RNA, 237 nt
Organism: Aspergillus tubingensis
Lineage: Eukaryota; Fungi; Ascomycota; Eurotiomycetes; Eurotiales; Aspergillaceae
Exons: 3
Coding region: 1-237 (78 amino acids)
Source: RefSeq, a predicted model, not a curated record